Condylura cristata (star-nosed mole) is the source of this 1460-nucleotide messenger RNA. RefSeq names its product SH3 domain binding kinase family, member 2 (gene SBK2). Bases 486 to 1163 code for a protein of 225 amino acids. Lineage: Eukaryota; Metazoa; Chordata; Mammalia; Eulipotyphla; Talpidae. The transcript is spliced from 2 exons. Gene Ontology annotation, molecular function: protein serine/threonine kinase activity. Gene Ontology annotation, biological process: peptidyl-threonine phosphorylation; peptidyl-serine phosphorylation. The record is from RefSeq and is a predicted model, not a curated record.
UGCGCCCGGCCGGAGGGGCGCCGCCUCUCACGCGCUGGGGCAUGACCCCCCGGACCCAGGCGACCCCAGCUCUGGUGUCACCCGGCGCCCGGGCCUGGGCAGAGGGCACCUGCUUGCUCUCAGGGGACACAGCUGCCCCAGCGCCCGCCCGCGGGCCGCGUCUGUUUGCUUUGGAGACAGGUCGGGUCUCCUGUCACCCGGGCAGCCUGGGCCGUCAGGUGGCGUGGGGCUGUGCGGGUGGGGGCCAGGGACAUCUGUGGCCUCAGGCUCGACUCACCCACACCAGUGACUGGGCCCCGCUCCCGGACGCCCGUCGUGACCAGGGAAACUGAGUCUCAGUGGCAAGGGCCAGUGGACCCGGUUUCCUCUUGGCCCCAGGGGUCCGGUCCCCGGCCCCUCCCCUGACCUGGGCAUCUCCCCGCAGGGGUCCAGACCCCACCCCCGGCCGGCAGCCCGGGACCACGCGGCCGCCGAUCCCUGCAGCGAUGCCCGGGACGCAGGCAGAAGAGCAGGAGGCGGCGGGGUCUGCGGAGGACGGCGCGGCCGAGGACCUGGGCGGGCUCACCCCGGAGGAGCUCCGCGAAGGCCAGGAGGCGGCCCUGGCGCUGGAGGACAUGAUGGCCCUGAGCUCCCAGACGCUGGUCCACGCCGAGGUGGACGAGCUGUACCAGCAGGUGCGGCCCCUGGGCCAGGGCCGCUACGGCCGCGUCCUGCUGGUCACCCACCGUCAGAAAGGUACGCCCCGCGGGCGGCAGCGGCACCCACUGGGCCCUCCCCGAGCGCCCACUCGCCGCCCCCGGAGCCCGGCAGCAGCUGUGCAGGCGUGUGGGCGGGCCCUGGUGCGGCCGGCGGAGCCCAUCCAGCCCGCCCUGGACGCCUGGGCGCUGGGGGUCCUGCUCUUCUGCCUGCUCACCGGCUACUUCCCCUGGGACCAGCCCCUGGCGGAGGCCGACCCCUUCUACGAGGACUUCCUGGUCUGGCGGGCCUCGGGCCAGCCGGGCGACCGGCCGCAGCCCUGGGCCGGCCUGGCGCCCGCCGCUGACGCUCUCCUGGGGGGCCUGCUGCACCCCCAGCCCCGCAAGCGCAGCGCCGUGAGCUGUGUCCGCGGCUACCUGGGGCAGCCCUGGAGGCAGCAGGAGGGGCCCGAGGGGGUGGGGCGGUAGGAGGGCCUCAGGGACCCCACACUGGGCCCCCUGCCCCAGGGCCGCGGCGGUGCUGCGCCUGCCUCGCUGGGCUUGCUGCCCCUCCUCCCCCGCCCACCUCACCCAGCGCCCCCGCGCCCUGCACCGGCCAGCCCCCGGCCCGCCAAGGACGCCGUCUGGUCUCGCAGGCCCUCGCCGUGGCUCCGGCGCCCACCCUGCCCUGUGCUGCCCCCCCAGAGGCGCCCCAGCGCGGCCCCCCAGCGCGUCUGCACCGAGUCUGCUGCUUCGCCGGGCACCGGCCAAUAAAGCUCCGGCCCA